UCCCCUGGAAGACGAGGCCACUUCCUUCCUCCUGAAUCCUGAUCUCCCACGGGUUCCCCUCGAUGGCGACGCCCCGCUCUCCGAGCCCCCGCGCCGACGCGCCCCUCGACUCGGCGCCGCUGCUGGGCGGCGCCACCGGCGGCGGGAGCCGGCGCCGAGGCGGCGCGCUCCGGCGGCCUUCCCUCCGCGGCGCGGCGCGGCUGCUGCGCCGCGGCGGGCGGCGGGCGAUGCGUGAGCCGUCGGUGCUGGUGCGGGAGGCCGCGGCGGAGCACCUCGAGGAGCGGCAGGCGGACUGGGCCUACUCCCGCCCCGUCGUGGCGCUCGACCUGCUCUGGAACCUCGCCUUCAUCACCGUCGCCGCGGUCGUCCUCGUGCUCAGCCGCGACGAGGACUCGCCCAUGCCGCUCCGGACCUGGGUCGCCGGCUACGCCCUGCAGUGCGUCGUCCACAUGGUCUGCGUCGCCAUCGAGUACCGGAUGCGCCACGGCCAGCGCGGUGGGGGGCCAGCGCCCGCCGAUGAGGAAAGGGGUAGCGAUGGAUCGUCCUCGUCCAGCGAUGAGGAUGACAGGGAGCUUGAUCACCGUGGUCGCCGCACCGAUUACGCCAGUAUUGCAAAGCACUUGGAGUCUGCUAAUACGAUGUUCUCCUUCAUAUGGUGGAUAAUUGGAUUUUACUGGAUAUCUGCUGGAGGUGAAGAGGUUAUCCGGGAUGCACCUCAACUUUACUGGCUUUGCAUAGUCUUUCUGGCAUUUGAUGUGUUCUUUGUUGUAUUCUGCGUUGCUCUGGCUUGUAUCAUUGGUAUUGCUGUUUGUUGUUGCCUCCCUUGCAUCAUCGCAAUUCUCUAUGCAGUGUCUGAUCAGGAAGGGGCAUCUGAAGAUGAUAUUCGUCAAAUCCCAAGAUACAAAUUUCGGCGGACUGAUGAGCCUGAAAAGCAAGAUGUUGACCCCAUGGGGCCUUUUGGUGGAAUAAUGACAGAGUGCGGCACUAAUCAACCUAUUGAGAAAGUGCUUGCAGCUGAAGAUGCAGAGUGUUGUAUCUGCCUUUCAGCAUAUGACGACGGUGCAGAGCUGCGCGAACUCCCUUGUGGGCACCAUUUCCACUGCACCUGCAUUGAUAAGUGGCUGCACAUCAAUGCAACAUGCCCCCUGUGCAAGUACAACAUUCGGAAAAGCAGCAGCAGCAGUGGAAGUGAAGAAGUAUGAAUGCCCGCCUCUUGACAAUGCCGAUCCGUUUCGAGUUCGUGCCUGAGCCGUUGCUAAUGUGACUCCAGGUUGUGACCGGUGUAAAUUUUUGUAUCCAAAAUGUGCUGAUAGAGUCAAUUAUGUAUUAAAGUUACCCAAAGUGCUGUCCAUAUGUCGCAUAAGUUAAUAAAUAGUUGGGUGUGCAUCUGUAUUUACAGUCGGGAAUAUAUGAUUAGUUGGACCGGAACUUGUAUUAUGAGUGAUUGAGGCUUUUUCCUGCUUGCUUGUGUCAGGUAAUGCUGGUAA
Messenger RNA from Setaria italica (foxtail millet), 1487 nucleotides. Its product is annotated as E3 ubiquitin-protein ligase At1g63170. Lineage: Eukaryota; Viridiplantae; Streptophyta; Magnoliopsida; Poales; Poaceae. The transcript has 5 exons. The record is from RefSeq and is a predicted model, not a curated record. Bases 63 to 1202 code for a protein of 379 amino acids.